Messenger RNA from Toxoplasma gondii ME49, 3113 nucleotides. RefSeq lists its product as hypothetical. NCBI's taxonomy places the organism in Eukaryota, Apicomplexa, Conoidasida, Eucoccidiorida, Sarcocystidae. Gene Ontology annotation, cellular component: nucleolus; nucleus. The coding region runs from base 967 to 2577 and encodes 536 amino acids. The transcript is spliced from 6 exons. The record is from RefSeq and is a predicted model, not a curated record.
GACGAGGACAAGCUGCUCUUCACCAGAGCGACGAAGCGCUUUUCUCUCGCGGCGAACGUCCCUGGGAUGAAAAGAAAAGCACGGUUGCUGGUUCAACUGCAUGCGGCGUUUUGAUUUUUUUUUUCCAGAAGAAGAAGAUUUCCCUCCCCUUUCUCUUUCUUCCUUUUCCGCCUCUCAAACAACGCCACCUCUCCUUUUCUGCCUUGCUUCUCUCUGCGCCCGGGCUCCUCUCUGCGUUCUCUCGGAAGCCGACGCGCAUGCAAGCCAGGGGCAACGUCCCCGAAAUCAUCCAGAGGCAAUUGCGUAGCGAACCGUUUGAUGCGCAAGUGUCUGCAGCUGUCUGUCUGUGGUCGCUCUGAGUUCUGCCUGUCAGUUCGUCCUUUUUCUCCUUUCCUCUGUCCUUCGUCUCGUGGACCCAUGCGUUUUCUUCAGCGGAGAACAGCAUUCGCACCCGCGACCCCUGCCGCUGUAACGCUUCAGCAGUUUUUCACAAAAAAAUAGGAACCGUUUCUUUCGUCUGUGGAGAGUGCGGCAAAAGUGCAACUGAGGAGUUUCUGCCUCAGGUUUAAAGAGCUCCCGAUCUCGGCUCCUUCUCCUCUGUUUCUGUCCGUUCCUUCCUCUCUUCGUCUUCCCCUCCCCCUCCACCCUCCUUCUCUCUACUGUCUUGGUCCUUCUGUUCAGUCCUUCUCUCCUGCCGUCUACGAUUCAGCUCCUCAAAGAGACGCUCUUCCUCUCGCUUUCUCGUCGGUCUCUGCUCUCGGUCUUCUCUUUCAAGCGGAGAUCAACCCCCCCAAGCUCUCUGUCUCUUCCUCUCCUUUUCUCCCCAAUCGGGUGGCUCUAUCUUUCCUCCGCGUCUCGCAUCUCCCGCGCUCUCCCCUCGGCUGUCCCUGCACCGCGCGUGGACAGAAGACAUCACUCAAAGGUCGAGCGUGUACCAGCACCGAGGCCGAGGCCUCUCCUCCCCGGAUGCCAGCGGACUGGAGGUGGGGUGCUCGACAACGAAAGGUCUCUGCCGCCACAAAACUCAGUGAAACGCGUUUCGCUUGCUCGGGAGCCACGAUGCCUCCUUUCUCCGAAGUCGACGAGACCGAGUCCUCCUCUGGAGAGGAGGACAGCGACGUUGGGUCUGUCGACUCGGAGGUCGACGGCGAGGCGGAAGCCCCUCUCGAUGAGCACAAGCUCAAACAAGGCAGUGCGCUGAUCGAGGGCGGUGGACGCCAGAAGCGGUGCGCGGGGUGGCGGCUCGAGUUGAACGCGAAGUUGGCGUCUGAGGCAGAGCGUCUGACGGCGAAGGAACAGAAGCAUGCGAAGGCCGGAGCUGGGGGCUUUCAGCUAACUGCGCCCGAACAGUCGACAGAGCACCAGCGAAAGAAGGCGCAGAAAGUGCAGAGACAGCAGAGCAUCGUCUCGGAUCUCCUCGCACUCCGCAUUCGCUUGAACGGCGCGCUGCGCGAGACGAAUCGCCUCCCGAAUGCCCACAUGUUUACAGCUUUGAUGGGGGAGAAAUGUUUCGAGUCCGAGAAAGUGGGCAUCACGGCAGAAACUUCCUCUCUCGCCGAGUCGCUCAAGGGACUCCGCGACGAAGCCGCAGGCCUCCUCACCGACUUGCUCUCUCUCCAACGGGCGCUGUUUGAGCAGAGCGGCCUCAAACUCGACGCCCAAGACGAGGAGGACGCCCAAGACGAGGAGGACGCCGAGGACUCGAGUGUCUGUACACCUGAGAACGGCGGAGGCCACGAGACCGAGUCUUGGGGGACGCGCCGCGAGAGAUGGCUAGCGGCGCAGGGCGCUUCGGACUCAGCGCGCGCGAGCAGAGGCGAGAAGAGGAAACGGGCAGAUGAAGAGGAGGCCGUGACCGAAGACGAGAACUCUGGCCGCGAAGCGAGUGUGUGGGCAGAGAGGGUCGAUGCGUUGUGGAGGAGAAAAAGUCGACGCCUCUGUCUCGAAAAUGCAGACGCUUGGCACACCACAGUGGAUCCGCGCUCGCAGGCCUUCAAGGCUCUGAGUCAGCCGCCUUCUCAACAGCUGCAGCAUGCAAUGUCAACCCAGUUUUCUCGGCUUCUCGCUCGCGCGCUGCGUGGCGCUCACGUUCCUCCCCCGUCGUCUCCAGGCAACAAGGCGCAUGCAAGCGACGAGGGAUGUACUCCCUGCCAUGUGGUGGGUUGUACGACUCUCCAGAGGCUUCGGGCGCUCGGAGAAGACGUGGACCAGGAAGAGGAGAAAGCCGAUGGUGAAGAAGCUUCCUUCACAGACAUCCUUAAACACGACUUCUACGACGACGGAGAUUUCUACGUCGAACUGCUAAAACACGUUAUUCAACAAGGCGGAGCUCUAGACUCUUCAGACUCACUCGACCGGGAGAAGAACCUGUUGAAACUUCGGAAUAAAUUGAAUCGCGGGCGAAAAACCGUGGACCGCCGGGCGUCAAAAGGCAGAAAAAUUCGAUACCAGCCCAUCGAGAAACUUCAGAAUCUGAUGACUGCGACUCCGUGGCAACCGAACCUUGACGCACUUCCCGGCGCGGGCGACGAAGCCAUGGUGGACCGUCUCAUGCGGCAGUUGUUUGCCAACGACUAACGGAUUUUGAUUCGAGCAAGAUUUCAGACGGGGCAGCAGGAGGUCGCAAGUCAGGAGUGGAAGAAUUGUUUCCUCAGAGCUGGGCGCAGGUGUCCUCUUUCAGCUGUUUCACAGGGGAAAGCAAACUACCCGGCCGGUCACUUUUAUCUGAUCAAAGGACGGUUUUUUCGUGGAGAGUAGUGGUGGGCGGCGUGUUUUGCGUAGAGCUGCGCAGUUCUCUGGUGGACGCUCUUCUCACGACACAAGGACAAGCACAGGCAUUCAGGUGGUGUGGUGAGAGCUGGGAAUAUGUUCCUACGAAAACGAGUUGUGUACCAGUAACACAACGGUCGGGUGGUCUCAGGAUGUCCCCCUGAACAUCCAUACAGGUGUACAGAGUCUCUUCCGGGUUUCGUCUUUUUCGGCAAACGAAACUCAGAUUUCAUGGUGUUCAGCCUUUGGAUCUUGCCGUGCGCUCUGUGGUGGGAAACUUCCGGGAAAACGAAUCACAAAUUUCCCAUUCUCGCUCACAUCGGCUUUCCACCUCACUGUCGGAC